AAUUCUGCCUUCAGAUAAAUCAAAAUAUAGGAAAAAAAAAUCACAAAACCAAAAAAAAAAAAACACAACAAUCAACAUCCUCCUCCAUUUUUGACUUUUUCAACAGUUCUUAAUUAUUUCCCAGAUUUGAAGAAAGCAUAGGCUCUUUUUUCGAGUUUAUAUGAGCAGAGCUUCUCCAUGUCCAAACCCAAGAAGUUCUUUCAGAAUCUAAUGAAGUUCAAUUUCGGCUCUCGUAAAGCUGAACAGAAUGAAGAGGACUUGGGGAAGAUUGCUCAAAAGGAACAGAGGAACUUUUCUUAUGAAACUUUAGUUUCUGCUACCAAAAAUUUUCAUCCUAAUCACAAGCUUGGUGAGGGAGGUUUUGGACCUGUUUUCAAGGGGAAGCUAGAUGAUGGUCGAGAGAUUGCAGUUAAGAAACUGUCUGCUAGAUCAACUCAAGGGAAGAAGGAAUUUGAGAAUGAGGCAAAGUUGCUGGCUCGUGUGCAGCAUCGGAAUAUUGUUAAUCUAUUGGGUUAUUGUGUCCAUGGCACUGAGAAGCUAUUGGUUUAUGAAUAUAUCGCAAAUGAAAGUCUCGACAAGAUUCUAUUCAAAUCCAAUAGACGUAAAGAGCUUGACUGGAAGCGAAGGUUUGACAUUAUCACUGGAGUUGCUCGGGGAUUGCUUUACCUUCACGAAGAUGCACACAAACACAUCAUCCAUAGAGAUAUAAAAGCCAGCAACAUAUUACUUGAUGAAAAGUGGACACCAAAGAUUGCUGAUUUUGGCAUGGCCCGCCUCUUUCCCGAGGACGAAACACAUGUUAACACCCGUGUGGCUGGUACCAAUGGAUAUAUGGCACCAGAGUAUGUCAUGCAUGGACAUUUAUCAGUUAAGGCUGACGUGUUCAGCUUUGGGGUUGUCGUUUUGGAGUUAAUCAGUGCUGAGAGGAAUUCAAACUUCAAUUUGGAUGUGGAUGCACAAAAUCUACUUGAUUGGACUUACAAACUCUACAAGAAAGGCCGGAGCUUGGAGAUUGUUGACGCGGUAUUAGCAGAAUCACAAGCUGCUGACCAAAUAGCAUUGUGCAUACAAAUAGCAUUGCUGUGCACACAAGGUGAUCCACAAUUACGACCAGAAAUGGGACGUGUUGUGGUGAUGCUAUCGAAGAAACCAGGACCUGGCAAUCUAGAUGAACCAACGAGGCCCGGGGUACCUGGCUCAAGAUACAGAAGAGCUCGCAGACCAGCUGCAUUGUUGUCAUCUGGUGGUGAAACCAGAAGUUCUUCUCAUUCAGGUUCGUAUGAUUCAAGCUAUUCCCAUACAGCUACUGCUUCAACGUCUACGCAUACAAGAAGCUCCAUAAAAGACCCUCAUGGAAAACGACCGAUGGAGGGCUAGGCUUAGCAAUAUAGGAGAUUUUGCUCAUUUCUUUUUGUGAAUAGUGUUAUUUAUUUUUUUUUAUGUAGUAUUUUGUAGACGAAAAUGGUAAACUGUAUAUAUUAAUAAUUAGUAUUAAUCUGUGUAUUAACUAUGACAUGUCACUGUGUGAUUAAACAUAAUCACAUGAUGACAUAUAAUUGUGAAUACACAAAUUAAUACUCAUUAUUAAUAUAUAUAGUUUUAUUGAAAUGAAAAUGAGGAAAUAUAUAGUUCAUAAA
Molecule: messenger RNA, 1637 nt
Organism: Mangifera indica (mango)
Lineage: Eukaryota; Viridiplantae; Streptophyta; Magnoliopsida; Sapindales; Anacardiaceae
Product: putative receptor-like protein kinase At4g00960
Exons: 6
Coding region: 178-1377 (399 amino acids)
Biological process (GO): protein phosphorylation
Molecular function (GO): protein kinase activity; ATP binding
Source: RefSeq, a predicted model, not a curated record